Erythranthe guttata (spotted monkey flower) is the source of this 6123-nucleotide messenger RNA. The record is from RefSeq and is a predicted model, not a curated record. Lineage: Eukaryota; Viridiplantae; Streptophyta; Magnoliopsida; Lamiales; Phrymaceae.
AUUAAUAAUGAUGAGAAUAUUUUGUAAUUUUUUAAAAUAGUUUUUUGAUUUAACCAAUACAUAUUUAUUGAUUUUUUUAAAUCAAUAUAUAGAGUAAUAUUUAUUAAUGAUUUUUAGACACCCAAAUGGACCCAUGUAAAUUGGAAAUUCAGGAAAAAAGAUCCGCUUUUGGGAAAAAGCUCACUUUAUACUAGAAGGGCAAAAAGGUUGAGGGCAGUAUCGUAAUUACACACCCCAAACGCCCCCUCGUGUACCGAGUUUCGCCCUCGUUUUCUGCCCCCAAUUUUACCAACUAUUUACAGCUUUGCCAUCCUUAAACCCCCAUUGAUUAUUUUGUCUUCAAAACACUGCAAAUUGCAACAGCAAAGAAAAAGGGACCCUGCUUCUCCAUUAAUCAAACAAAGCAAACCACCCUCUCUCUCUCUCUCUCUCUCUCUCACACACACACACUCGCGCACACACACGAGUGAAAAAAAGUUGCAGGAAUUCAUACGGAGAGGGCGGGAGAGGGAAAACGGAGGUAAAGCGCAAACGGACGGCGAAUUGAAGAACAAAGUGAUUGGUGAUGCUGCUGGCGGCGGGGGAUUUUUCUCUGGAGCUGAUUGUGCGUGUUUGAAGGUAAUGUGCGUGUUUCUUCUCACUGUAAAAAAAAUUGUUUCAAUGGAGAUAAUUAUAGCACAAUCUUCGUUCGGUGUGUGGUGGAUUAUUGCAUGCAUUUGAAAAUCUGUGUUGAAUUUUUGCAAUGUGGUAACUUCAUGUCGAAAUUCCGUGAUUUGUGUUUGAUUUACUGUGCAAUCCUAUUUAGUUGGGGUUGACUCGAAUACUGGAGGAAUUGUUUUGAAUUUUCAUCAGCAUUGGCUGUUGCAUAGCUGUAGGUUUCUAUUGAUUAGUUGCCAUUUGCUGAUUGACUAACCAUGACUACGUAUUUUUUCGUAUUUUUCGGAUAGAUUUUUUCGAAUUUAUUUAUGCACGACGUGAGAACGGGAUGCUAGUAAUAAGUGGAUAAGAGUCGAAUUAAAUGAGCUAUAAAAGUGGUGCGAAUUAUUUCAGAAAAUUAAUUCAGAAAAUUAUCCGUUCGGUACAUUAAAUGCCGAAACAAUGCCGUUGUUCGGGACAACGAAAAACAGUGAAUGCAAAUAAUAUUGGAAAUGUUUAUUUAUUUGGUUAGCUCUUUUUUUUUGUGUGUCUAUGAGCUUGUGAUUGGUUUAAAUGACUAUGAGGUGUCUCUGACUAGGCCUAGUGUAUGAGUCUGUGAUUAGGUUACUGUUUUCUAGAUCCUCGGGAAUGUCGAAAUUUCCAUUAUACUCAAUCAUCCAUUUUCGUUAAAGAGCGUGAUUUUCUGAAAAGGGUAACUAUUUAUUGGCUUAUGUACUUGAUCAAAUUGAUUUUCCAGAUAAAUUGAUCAAUGUGGUUAUUCCUUCCAGAAAAAAAUGCAACAAGCUUCAAUGGAUAAUGACUUGACUGUAGUUCAGCAAAUUACAUUUGGUCGCCUGAAGGGAAUUCAUCUCAGAAUCUUAUCCGAUGAAGAUGCCGAAAAGAUGUCUGCAAUUGUCGUUGGAACAGUGAAUGAAGUGUCUGAUGCGGCACUGGGGCUUCCUACUCAAUAUGCUACAGAAUGCGCGACAUGCGGUGCCAAAAAUUCAAGGGAUUGUGAAGGGCAUUUUGGUUUGAUCAAAUUCCCCUUUACGAUUCUAAAUCCUUAUUACAUGUCCGAAGUUUCACAAAUUCUUAAUAAAAUCUGCCCGGGAUGUAAAACUUUUCGGCAUAGUAAAACCAAGAAUGCCGAUUCUUCAUCAGCUCAUAAUCAGUCGAGGAAUUGCAGAUAUUGUAGUGGAAAAUCCAAAGAUGGGUAUCCAAAGAUGACAUUUAGAGUAUCCUCAAAAGACGUGUUUGCAAAGAGUGCAAUAAUUGCGGAAGUGAAAGAAAUAUUGGUGAAUAAGUGCUCCAGUGGAAAUCUGGCUUAUGAUUAUUGGGAUGUAAUACCUAAAGAUUCAGCCGUCGAACAUGCUGUCUUACCACCAAACAGAAGGGUUCUAUUGCCUGCUCAAGUCUAUAACAUUUUGAAAGAUGUAUGCCCCACGACUUUGCAAGGACUUCUCAAACGGAAAAACUCAAUCUUUCUCAACUCUUUGCUUGUGACUCCAAAUAGCCAUCGGGUGCGAGAAUUUGGUCAGCGAAUAACUAUUGAUGAGUUAACAAGGAUGUAUAGAAAGUUGGUGGAUUUUAGAGGUUCCCCAAAUGAGCUGACUGCUCGUGUUCUUGACAGAUAUAAACUUUCCAAGAUACGCUCUGAAAAGGUGUCCUCAAUGCAGAAAGAAUACGAGAGGCAGUCAUUGAAUGAUUCCGCUUCCAGUUCCUCAGCCUUAAAAAAUAUCAAGGAACUGGUACUUGCAAAGCGGACAGAUAAUUGUUUCCGCAUGGUCGUUGUUGGCGAUCCUAGAAUUAGAGUAGAUGAGAUUGGCUUGCCCUCUCAUGUUGCAGAGAAUAUGUUAAUCGCAGACCAUAUAAACUUGUGGAAUUGGGAUAAGCUAGAAGUAUGCUGUGACUUUAUGCUUUGUCAUAAGGGAAACUUCUCAAUUCUUAGGAAUGGUGAGAGGAUUACUAUAUGGUCCAAGGACAUGUUGCGGACGGGAGAUUCUUUACGCAGGCCCCUCAUCGACGGAGAUAUUGUUUUGGUUAAUAGGCCUCCAUCUAUCCAUCAGCACUCCUUGAUUGCUUUGUCCGUGAAGAUUCUCCCAACAACAUCUGUUGUCUCAAUCAAUCCACUCAUCUGUUCCCCAUUCAGAGGGGACUUUGACGGAGAUUGUCUUCAUGGUUAUGUCCCACAGUCUGUCAACUCCAGAGUUGAGCUUCAAGAGCUUGUCUCUUUGGAUAAGCAGUUGGUCAAUGGGCAGAGCGGUCGGAACCUGUUGUCCCUAGCCCAGGAUAGUCUAACUGCUGCACAUCUUAUCUUGGAAGAUGGUGUGAUCCUGAAUAAGACCGAGAUUCAGCAGCUGCAAAUGUUUUCUUCUUCUUGUAUGCCGAUAUUGCCUGCUCUUAUCGACUCUGCUUCGCGGACUAAUUUUUGGACUGGAAAGCAAGUGUUUGGCCAUCUUUUGCCACCUGAGUUUUCCUAUGCAUCUAAUUCUGCACAUGUUAUGAAUGGUGAGGUAUUGUCUUCUUCUGGAUCGUCUUGGCUGAAUGAUACCAGUGAAAACCUCUAUCAAUGCCUUGUCAGAGAUUUCCCCGACAGAGCUCUUGGUUUUUUUGAUGCUGCACAGGAAGUUCUUUGUGAGUGGAUCGCAAGAAGGGGAUUGAGUGUGUCAUUAGCAGAUCUUUACCUGUCUUCUGAUCAACAUUCGAGGAAGAAUCUCCUCGACGAGAUAUUUUACGGUCUUCAAGAAGCAAAGAUGUUAUCAGAUAUCAGUUCACUUAUGGUGGAUUGGAACCAAGAUUUCCUUGUUGAAUGCCCUGAAGAGGUAGGCAUGGAAAAUCUUCUGACAGAGCAGAUGCUAAUUGGUCAACAAACUAAAGCCGAAAUUUUUCAAGCUUCAGUUUCUGUCUCCAAGUCAGUUGUCCGGGAUAUACAAAAUCUUGCUUACAAAUACCCCAGCAAGAACAAUUCGUUCAUAGCUAUGCUGAAGGCUGGGAGCAAAGGGAAUUUGGCAAAACUAUUCCAGCAAAGCUUGUGUCUGGGUUUGCAGCACACGCUAGCUCCAGUUUCCUUUUCGAUUCCCCGUGACCUUACUUGUGCUUCGUGGAACUAUCAGAAGGGUAAUUCAGGUGUCCACAAUUUCAAUGGUUAUCCAGAAGUAUCGGAAUCCUACAUACCGUGUGCCUUGGUAUCUAGCUCCUUCCUUGCAGGUCUAAAUCCUCUGGAAAAUUUUGUACUUUCGUUGACCGCACGAGAUAGUUCUUUCAGUGGCCAUGCAGAUGUCUCUGGGACUAUAACUAGAAGAAUAAUGUAUUUCAUGCGAGAUAUAAUAAUUGGUUACGAUGGAACAGUUAGAAGUUCUUAUGGAAACCAAGUCGUGCAGUUUAAUUACUGCACCAAAGAAAUGUCUGCAGCUGAUAGUGAUGCUGCUGUGGGUGGACAUCCUGUUGGUGCGUUGGCUGCUUGUGCUAUUUCAGAAGCUGCAUACAGUGCUUUGGAUCAGCCAGUUAGUGCACUGGAACCAUCCCCUUUGCUAGCUAUGAAGAAAAUCUUGGAAUGCGGAGUGAAAAAGAACACUGGCUAUAAAAGUGCAUCCCUAUUUUUGUCCAGAGCACUUGGAAGAUGGACAGAUGGUUUGGAGUAUGGAGCUAAAGAAGUCAAAAGUCAUUUGGAAUGCAUAGUUUUCUCAGAUGUAGUUUCGGAAACAAGGAUAUGCUACUCCAGUCAGACAAACAGCAGCAAUAGCAUUAGUCCCUGGGUUUGUCAUUUUCAUAUAAACAAGGAAGUUGCGAGGAAGAGACAGCUGCAAAUCCGGUCUGUUAUUAAUGCACUUUAUACGAAUAGUAAAUUCAGUGGAGUAAACUUGAAAAUAAAUCUUCCCAAGUUGCAGAUAACAAGCAGGCUUUGUUCUGAGGCUGACAUUUGCAAUCAAUCCGACUCCAUAAUUUGCAUCUCGGUUUCAUUAAUUGAAACCUUUAGAGAAUUCUCGGACCUGGAUAUUCUUCGUGACAUGGUGAUGCCAGUCAUUCUUCAGACUGUGAUAAAAGGAUUUCGGGAAUUUAAGAAGGUUGAUAUCUUAUGGAAAGACGACCCAAAACAUCCAAAAUUUUCGAGAAGCCCUCCUGGUAAACCCUUUUUACGGGUUGUCAUGUCGGAAUACUGUGAGAGGACCAAAUUCUGGAGCAUCCUAAAAGACAAGUGUCUUCCAAUAAGAAAUAUAAUUGACUGGAAGCAGAGUCACCCAGAUGAUAUUCUUGAUAUUAGCGAAGCGUAUGGAGUCGAUGCCGCAUGGCAAUGUUUUGUCACUAGUUUGCAUUCUGCCAUCAGUGGAACUGGAAAGCCCAUCCUUCCAGAACAUUUAAUUCUCACCGCCAAUUGCCUCUCGGCUACAGGGGAAUUUGUGCCGUUAAAUGCAAAAGGGCUGGCGCUACAAAGAAAGGAAGCUAAUGUUCAUUCGCCCUUCAAUCAAGGCUGCCUUUCGAACCCCAGCGAUUGCUUCCUAAAAGCGGCCAAGAUGGGACAAAUGGAUGGUCUUCAAGGAAGUCUCGAGGCUCUUGCAUGGGGACAAACUCCUCCAAUUGGAACUGGUUGUCGAUUUGAUAUUGUGUAUAAUGGCAAGGGACAUAUUCCUGCUAAGAAUGCAGAUGUUUAUUCUUUGUUGAGCACACAUGCCGAGCGUGCUAAACCAAAUGCUAUGCCGAAGCAAGUCUCUGGGAUCUCUAUUUCUUCGUAUCAUUUCAACACAAAGGGGUGUAAGACUUUGCUUAGAAGAAUGGUCUCCCAGAAUUUCUCUAUGGUUGGAAUACAGAAAAUUUCACAGAGAUUGAAGCGUAUGCUAAAACAGUAUCCGAUGAACAGCCAGCUAACUGGGGAAGAUAGGUCGACUGCAAUUCGGGCUCUACAGUUUCAUCCCCAAUGGAAAGACAAGAUUGGAUCUGGUGUCUCUGAGAUAAAGGUUGGGCGUCACCCUGAACACAAAGAAACAUGUUUUUUUCUGGUAAGAACAGAUGGAACAGAAGAGGACUUCUCGUACAACAAAUGUAUUCGUCACGCUCUGGAAAUAAUCGCCCCCGAGAAAGCAAAAGGUUACCGGUCUAGAAAGGAAAAUGUGGUCCGGAAUCAAGUAAUCGAACUGGAUUGAUUUUUACGAAUAAUUUUGGCUGUGCAGAAAAAUACUCUACAGACUACAUAUCAAAUUAUUAUUAUUCUGCAGAUUUUCUUUUCUUUCGUUGUUGUAACUUCUAGAAAAAAAAUAAAGUUGUAAUUUGGAUAGCCGAAGCUUCUUUUUGCUAUUUCUACUAAAGGUUCUUCGCCCGAUUUGGGCCAAGAAGAUUUAGUGGAAGUCGCAACGGGAAAGCUUUCAAGGGCUAUCCAUUUUCAUGUUGUAAUUCUUAUUUUUCUGCUAAUUUGUAUUUUGUAUUAGUGUAACCCAUAACACAACCCAUGUCAUUCCAACAAGUUCUAGUCUUAUAAAUUAUUUCCCCUCUUUC